ACAAAGCCAUUUCAGAAAUGACUUUCAGGCAUCCCUGUCAGGGGAGAAUAUGAGCACUGGAAGAUUUCGAGGUGGUGGCAGAGACAAGUGCAGGCUGCACAUAGUGACCUGGAAUGUGGCCACAGCAGAGCCUCCUGAAGACGUCACCGCUUUGCUGCAACUAGAUGUCCAGCCCCCCACAGACAUCUAUGUGAUUGGCCUGCAGGAGGUUAAUGCUACCCCGGUGAGGUUCAUCUCAGACCUGUUAGCAGAGGACUCCUGGAGCCAUGUCUUCAUGGACACACUGGCACCCAGAGGAUUCGUCAAGGUCACCUCCGUGAGGAUGCAGGGUUUGCUGCUGUUGGUUUUUUCCAAACAAAUUCACCUCCCCUACAUCCGAAACAUCCAGACCACCUACACUCGCACUGGCAUCUUCGGCUACUGGGGGAAUAAAGGAGGAGUGUCAGUGCGUUUUUCCUUCUACGGCCACAUGGUGUGCUUCCUCAACUGCCACCUAGCAGCUCACAUGAACUACGCUCUGCAGCGCGUUGAUGAGUUUGAGUACAUCCUGGAGGCACAAGACUUUGACAUCUCUGACACCCCACAAGUCCGCGACCACAAGGUGGUGUUCUGUUUUGGCGACUUGAACUUCCGUAUUGCGGACCAUGGUUUGCAUUUCCUGCGCUCGUCCAUCAACAGUGGACGCCUGAAUUUGCUGUGGGACAAAGACCAGCUCAUCAUGAUGAAGAAGAAGGAACCUUUCCUGCAGGAAUUUGAGGAAGGGCCAUUAAAUUUUAAACCCACCUACAAGUUUGACCGUAACUCUGACACCUAUGAUACCAGUGGUAAGAAGAGGAAGCCGGCCUGGACAGAUCGGAUCCUCUGGCGUAUCAAACCCAAAAUCCUGCCAUCAGAAGAUGAUGAUGAGAAGGCAUCAACUUCUACUGAUGAUGGACAGGAUGAUGAGUACCCAAUCCUUGUCAGCCAGGAUAAAUACACCAGUGACAUGAGCUACGGAGUCAGUGACCACAAGCCCGUCAUCGGUACCUUCAGUGUGGAGCUGAGGAAGUGCUUUGACACACCAUUGGUGCACGUGUCUCCUCUGGGUGUAUGGAGCGCUGAUCAGGAUGCACUUCUUACCUACACCGUCCAAGAGGACUUCAUGUCCUCUACAUGGGACUGGAUUGGCUUGUAUAAGGUGGGAUUUAAGAGUGCAUCCGACUAUGAAAGCUUUGUUUGGGUUAGAGAGAACGAGCUGCCAGAGACAAAUGAAGUCAUACAGAUAUCUGUGGAUAAGGAUGGGAUCCCUCUGCUAGGUGGACAGUAUGUUUUGGGUUACUACAGUACAAACAUGCAAAGCAUCAUCGGCAUCAGCGCUAGCUUCCAGAUCCUGGAGUCAAAGCGUGCUGUCAUGGAAGGCCUUGUUCCCGACAGAGUCAACGGGCUCAACAAAUAAGCUCACAUACACUCCAGUGCCACCUCUUGUCCUACUUUCAAAUUCACAUAGAAUUCAUUCAGACUGUAAAAUGACCCAAGAGCCGAUCCAUCAUCUACUGCAUGAGUUGACUCAGUCGGGACAAUAGUGGCAUCACAUGGACUGGAAACCUCAAUUUGUUGUUUCCAAGUUUGCCUUCAAGGAGUUCACUUUAUGUCAGAUUCACUCUUUAUAGAACAGUUUCUCUACGCUGUAAUGAGUAGCCGACCAGCUUAUCUGCAGGCCUUUUAAGUCAGUCAGAGUGAUGUGAAAGCAAAUAGAGGAAAAAAAAUGCCAAACUACGCAGGUGCUUUAAAAAAAAAAGUGCAAAAAGAGUGGACAUGACAACUGCAGGUCAAUAUGCUCCUGGGUUAAAUAGUUUUUGAAAAUAGAUUUUUAUUUUUUGAUUUGGUCUACAUUAGUGCCAGUGCAGAUGGUUGUACGAUAAGUAUGAAAAAGAUUUGCCAAUCAAAGAGGACAUAGUAUGUUGAUGCACGCUGCUUUACUUCAUCUGUACUGUCUUAAUACAGAGAGAUGCAUCUAAUAAUCAAGUUUUGAUCCUUAUUCCUAUGGAUUGUUUAUACCAAUUAUUGUACCCAUGUCCCUGAGAGUGGAAUGAUAAAGAUACAAGAACAACUUUAAAUAUAAGAACAUAUAAUGUUAGAUGUGGAUGUCGAUGUGGACCUCUACUCUGAAGUGUUUUGCUUUAUAAAUAAGUAUGUAAUGUAUAUGUGAUAAUGUAAGUCUAACAUGUAUCAUGAGAGCCUCUACGGCAGUGAAUAGAAUCACAAUAAGAUUAUAUUUUGAAUUUAUAUGGAUGGAUAUAAAGAUUUGAAGUAAUUAUUUAUCUCUUAAAAGGUGCAGUGUGUAGAAUUUAUAUUCAGUUUGUUGCAAUCUGCAACAUCACCACUAGAGGCCACUAAAUCUUACACACUGGUCCUUUAACUUCUUACCUGUAGGCCCUCAACAUUAGCGUUAUACGGGAUGCCUCUUCUAUUCCAAUGUAAACCUGAUGAUUGUUGUCAAAGAAAAAAAAAUUGCUGUGUGUGCAUGUUAUACUUAAAAUGUGUACAUUUCAUUGACCGAUUGAUAGCGUGAAUACUGCAAUAGAACCCAAUCAGCAUGUAGGAUGUGUAUUGAGAUGUGUGUGUUUUUGUGGUAAUUAAAUAUUUGAUGUACAGGAAGUGCUGGAAAUGCCUUUCAGGUUCAUCUGUGAUCCCAGUGACUUAUUUUGUUCAAGCAGGACUUCUGUCUGAUUAA
Thunnus maccoyii (southern bluefin tuna) is the source of this 2713-nucleotide messenger RNA. RefSeq names its product inositol polyphosphate-5-phosphatase Kb (gene inpp5kb). The record is from RefSeq and is a predicted model, not a curated record. The coding region runs from base 50 to 1435 and encodes 461 amino acids. Gene Ontology annotation, cellular component: plasma membrane; cytoplasm; endoplasmic reticulum. Gene Ontology annotation, molecular function: phosphatidylinositol-3,4,5-trisphosphate 5-phosphatase activity; inositol bisphosphate phosphatase activity; phosphatidylinositol-4,5-bisphosphate 5-phosphatase activity. The transcript has 13 exons. Lineage: Eukaryota; Metazoa; Chordata; Actinopteri; Scombriformes; Scombridae. Gene Ontology annotation, biological process: negative regulation of phosphatidylinositol 3-kinase/protein kinase B signal transduction; negative regulation of glycogen biosynthetic process; negative regulation of insulin receptor signaling pathway.